AUGCAAUCAUCUAUCUAUCUAUCUAUCUAUCUAUCUAUCUAUCUAUCUAUCUAUCUAUCUAUCUAUAUAUAUAUAUAUAUGCGCAUAUAUUUGAACUCUAUCUAUCUAUCUAUCUAUCUAUCUAUCUAUCUAUCUAUCUAUCUAUCUAUCUUUGUUUUUGAGGAUUUCACUCUAUUUUACACUUGUCUUCUCGUGAAUGUAACAAACUCGACUGGAAUUCGAACUCGGCUCUCCGAUUACUCUAUCUAUCUAUCUAUCUAUCUAUCUAUCUAUCUAUCUAUCUAUCUAUCUAAAUCAUCGUGCUUGGAAGAUGUUCUAUCUAUCUCAUUCUGUUACUAUCGAUCUCAUUCUGUUACUAUCUAUCUAUCUAUCUAUCUAUCUAUCUAUCUAUCUAUCUAUCUAUCUCAUUCUGUUACUAUCGAUCUCAUUCUGUUACUAUCUAUCUAUCUGAAUGCGCAGCCUUUCGAGCAGACCUUUUCGAUUAUCUUUCUUAAUUCUGUUCUUUCUUUCUUUCUUUCUUUUUUUUUUUUUCUCUUUUUUAUCUUUCUUUUAUUCUCUCAUUCUUGUUCUUUCUUAAUUUCUUUCUUUUAUUUUCUUUCUUUAUUUCGUAAUUUCUUUAAAAAUCCUCUUUCCUUCACCUUGUUCUUUCUUUCUUUCUUUCUUUUGUUUAUUAAUGGAUUUCUUCUUUCCUUUUUGCCAAACAAUAAACCUUACUUUUAUUUGGUCGCUCGUUUUCCUCGCCGUAUCAUUCCGUGA
Messenger RNA from Acanthosepion pharaonis, 756 nucleotides. NCBI's taxonomy places the organism in Eukaryota, Metazoa, Mollusca, Cephalopoda, Sepiida, Sepiidae. The record is from the annotation of a GenBank genome assembly.